AUGGAUCCCAAGCCUCUAUCGAAAGACUCGAUGCGGUCCACGUGGCGCACAGCAGACCGUUCUGAAUGGACUCGCGCGCAUUGGGCCUUGGAGAUACUCAACGUGCACCCUAUUGAAUUGGGCAAGGAGAUCCCUGUGCAUCAAAAGGAUGAAAAAAUCCCGUUCAUGCCCCAGUGGUCACUUCAGCGCUGGGUUCUAUUCUACGCCGCGCUCCCGCUGGUCCUUCAUCAAGCGUUCACUACAUACACGGGCAUCACGCUCGGGCACAUCUAUGGGUUCCUGGACGGCGACAAGCAUGAACGGGAUGGAAUCCCUGACGUCGGCGUUACCAAAGUCGUCGCCUCUUUGUACAAGACCACCGGCUCUCGAUUAGUCUUAGCUACCUACCUUACCUACAACCGCAACGUCCUCCCAUCACAAAUGAACUGGGCCUGGCUACCCCUUGAGAUCGGUCUCUACGGCAUCGUCCUCGACUUCUGGUUCUACUGGUACCACCGAAUUAUGCACGACGUGAGCUUUCUCUGGAAAUUCCACCGCACACACCAUCUCACCAAGCAUCCCAACCCGCUUCUAGCGGCCUACGCCGAUCACGAGCAGGAAUUCUUCGAUAUGGUCGGCGUCCCACUCAUGACCUGGAUCACGCUCCGGACGAUGGGCAUGCCGAUGGGAUUCUACGAGUGGUGGAUCUGUCACCAGUAUGUGGCUUUUGCCGAGGUCUUUGGCCACAGUGGUCUUCGGGUGCACUUGACUGUGCCGUCAACCUUGAGUUGGUUGUUGCAGUGGCUUGAUGCGGAGAUUGUGAUUGAAGAUCAUGACUUACAUCACCGGAAGGGGUGGCGAAAAAGUCAUAACUAUGGGAAGCAGACCCGGCUGUGGGAUAAGAUCUUUGGGACCUGCACCGAGCGAGUCGAGUCGGUGGCUGAUAAUGUGGAUUAUACGAAUGUUGCAAGGAUGCCGCUUUUUUAG
This is a messenger RNA of Penicillium oxalicum, 966 nucleotides long. Its product is annotated as sterol desaturase family protein. The record is from RefSeq and is a predicted model, not a curated record. Gene Ontology annotation, biological process: ergosterol biosynthetic process. Lineage: Eukaryota; Fungi; Ascomycota; Eurotiomycetes; Eurotiales; Aspergillaceae. The transcript has 2 exons. Bases 1 to 966 code for a protein of 321 amino acids. Gene Ontology annotation, molecular function: iron ion binding; C-4 methylsterol oxidase activity.